Messenger RNA from Cyprinus carpio (common carp), 3649 nucleotides. RefSeq names its product upstream stimulatory factor 2. Lineage: Eukaryota; Metazoa; Chordata; Actinopteri; Cypriniformes; Cyprinidae. Gene Ontology annotation, molecular function: RNA polymerase II cis-regulatory region sequence-specific DNA binding; protein dimerization activity; DNA-binding transcription factor activity, RNA polymerase II-specific. The record is from RefSeq and is a predicted model, not a curated record. Gene Ontology annotation, biological process: regulation of transcription by RNA polymerase II.
CUCCACUCCAUAUCUUAUUAACGGCAGCGCUAUAAUGUGGCUGCUUGCGGAUGGAUACGUGAAGAUCGAUAGCAAAGCACUACAGCGCGGUUCUGAAAUAAACCGAAAACGAGAUUUUAAAGUUCUAAACGCCUGUAAAUAAACUGAUAAAUAAUCCCAGUCUUAACGGGGGGCAAGAAGGAAGCGACCAAGCGACUCAACAGGUCGAGAACUCGUGUAGACGUAAGCGCAGGAGUGCGUAACAUACGCAACAAAGCCGCGCAGUGAGCGCAACAACAACCGGUACACCUUCCUUCUUCCUCUAGAGCGGUCUCCAUUUUAACUCCUCGCCCAGCCUGCACCUCACGUGUCCUGGACUGUCUUUCUCACAUGACCCGUGUGUUUGUCCCCGUGAUCAGAGCUUCCAUCUCCCGUAUUUCAAGUGUCGCUGAAUAUCGCAUUUUAAAAUCCGCUCGCCUUCAUGGAUAUGCUCGAUCAGAGCUUGGACACCUCGACGAGUCACGAGAAACAGGAAACUGAGGAGGUUGUUCAGCUGCAGGAGGGAGAGGGGGUGGGAGCGGAGGAGCAGGCAGCAGUUACCAUAGCGAGUGUCCAGCAAGCAGCAGCCUUUGCAGACCACAAUGUUCAGUACCAGUUCCGGACAGAGAACACUGGUGGACAGGUGACAUAUCGUGUGGUCCAGGUAACAGAGGACCAUUUGGAAGGAGAUGGAGGAGCGGCAGUCAGUGUAGUGUCCACAGCCUUUGCAGGCGCACAGCAAGCAGUAGCACAGGCUGUCAUCCAGAACCCUUUCAGUAAUGGAGGCAGUCCAGCGGGGGAAACAGUGGGGGGAGAGACACGCUUUGCCUACUUCCCAGCUGCAACUGUCAGUGACGGUACAGCUGUCUCAGUGCAGGCCACGUCUGAUCCGACCCUCACACAGGCUGGAGGUCAGUUUUAUGUGAUGAUGAGUCCACCAGAUGUUUUACAGACUGGAACACAACGGACCAUUGCCCCUCGUACACACACUUACUCUACAGACCUUGAUGAACGUGAGACUCUUCAACACAGCAGUUCAGAAUGGAAAAUUGAUGGCCCUCGGGCACCUCGUGAUGAGAGAAGGAGAGCACAGCACAAUGAAGUGGAAAGGAGAAGAAGAGACAAGAUCAACAACUGGAUUGUCACACUGUCUAAAAUCAUCCCAGACUGCAAUAUGGACAGUACCAAAACAGGAGCAAGUAAAGGAGGCAUUCUGUCUAAAGCAUGUGACUACAUAAGAGAACUCCGACAGACUAACCAGAGGCUUCAGGAGAGCUACAAGGAGGUGGAGAGAAUACAAGUGGAUAAUGAGCUACUAAGACAACAGAUUGAAGACCUGAAGAAUGACAAUGCACUGCUCAGAGCUCAACUACAACAGCAUGGCCUGGAAAUCAGUGAGACUACAUCACAGUGACAAAAACAACAAGAACAACAAAAACAUUCUCACAAAUAAAAAAGUGAAAAUGACGUGACAUCAGUCUCAAGUGGAGAAAUAACCGUUCAAUGACUCACUUGUACAUGCCUCAUCACAGAGUUAAGAUGCUCUGCACCUUAAGUAGGGUAUGAAUGCUUAUGUGAUGCACAGACACAUCCUUCUGAAAAGAGACUGUCUGACCGUUUUGAAAAUAACAUCUGCUGUACAAGCACAUUUUUUCUCCUUCACUCUCGUGAGAGCUCAACAACUUGGACUCGAUUGAUAUGGAAUAACCCUCAUCUUCCAGAAGUAUCCCGCUUGCCACAGGUUUAUGUCUUUAGCUUCAAUCUUGGAUUUGUGAACCAAUUAUUUGCCUGCUUAUGCUCAUCUUUUGUUCUGAUUGAAACAUUACGUGGAUUUUAUUUUUGCUACAUAGUGCAAAUGUUACUACUGUCUCUAACAUGACAGAAGGUAUUUUUUCGAGGGUUCUUUGGUAUUGUAUUUAUUAGCUUUCAAGAAAUUGCGCAGCAGCAGGUAUAAAAAAACCUUUGCAUUUGGCUGAUGUUUUGAAUUUGAUUUAGUUUUUCUGUCCUGCAGUCUUUCCAUAUAUCAGACUUUGUGAAAUGCAUUCAUCAGGCUUAUCAAAGACUUGACAUCGUGGCACAUCAAGACUAAUUUGCUUAGAAUGUAAAUGAAAGUGCAUAGAGUAUGUUUUUAUUUAAAAUGGAGACUUAUGAUAUCUAAAACUGCAUUACCUAUAAAUCUCAGUUUUCAGAGUACAUUAUAUUUAAUGCACUGUAAUUUUAGUGAAGGAUGAACAAGUAGCUCAGGGUUUUGAGGUGCAGGAAAAUAGCCGAGGCUCUCCCCACUAACCUUGUAACCCUGCACUUUUUUUUCCUUUUGGCUUUAAUAUACUAGAUUCAAACAUGUACUGUAUAUAUCAUGUAUUUCAACCAGUUGUCAUGAAUUAAUUCAAAGAAAUGUACUUCAUAAGCCCUAAUUCCCACACUCAUUUAUCUACGGUAAAUAAAAUGGAAGAUGCACAAUAGAAACAGAUAGAAUUGCUACUGCUAGUAGUGUUCUGGCUUAUUUUGUUGUCGCUUAUCUUCCAUCUUAUUUUGUAACAGUCGUUGAUUUAGACAUUGAUCAACAACACCAUUUUGAUCAAUAAAAUUGGAUUUGAGGAUAGAAGUACAGUGCGUUCAAUGGAUUGUGCUGUUUGUUUAGCAUAUUGAUUGUUCAGCUGACAAAACGUCUUGUUGAAACAAAAAUUCAGUAGACAAAAACUCCAUAAAUCAGGUUUGAAAGUUGUGAAAAUUACAUGAUCUAGGACCUUUAUACAGUGCCAUUACAAAGACUAAGUCUAUCUCUCACAGCCUUGUUUUCAUUCAUGUUCAAUUCAAUAUGGCGUCUAACCUGAUGAAGAUCUAUUCAGGCCUGUGUUUUCCUUUUCUAGUCAGACAGGUUUAUUGCAAAGUUUGAAUAAUAUCAUGCUAGAUUAUAAAAAUAAUACUUUUGACUGUUUACUACAACCCAUUAGGAGGAGGAGGAGGGUGGGGGGAGCAUCAGAUUUCAUACCACCUCAAUUUAAACUUCAAACAAUCUGUGAUCAUAGCAAACCAAGGCCCGGUUUCACAGACGGGGCUUAGCUGAAACCAGGACUAGGCCUUAGUUAAAUUAAGGUAUUUAAGCAGCUUGUAUAAAAAUGCCUUAGAAGAAAAUGUUACAGGUGUGCAUCUUGUGACAGAACAAUGGCACUGACAUAUUUUAAGAUAUGCUAGAGCUAUAUAUUUUCAGUUGAGACAGCUCAAACAUGCAUUUUAGUCUGGGACUGGCCUUAAGACUUGUGAAACCGGAGGAAAGUGUUGAACCAGUGAAACAUCAAAAUAGUUUUAAAAUAUUCCACAUAGCAAUACAGAGAGGGCACACAUAACCUUUAAGCACUCUCUCUGUCCUCUUCACAGUAUUAAUGCUGUACUUGAAAGACUGUUGAGUCCAGAACCAUAGUCUAAUGCACUGCUGCUUUUAAAUCAAAGCUUAGAAAGAAUAUUUUUAUUCAUGUAUGUCUGGUUGGAUUGAGGAAUACUUAGCAUGACAUUAUUACCACUGGUUUGAUAUCUAUAAGCUAUACAACAACAACACAGUUGCUUUUGUUAUACCUAAUGACUGUCGAUGUUUAUGUAUGUACUUAUAUAAAAGAAAAACCCAGAGUUACAA